This is a messenger RNA of Neurospora crassa OR74A, 3029 nucleotides long. RefSeq lists its product as hypothetical. Bases 240 to 2960 code for a protein of 906 amino acids. The transcript has a single exon. The record is from RefSeq and is a predicted model, not a curated record. NCBI's taxonomy places the organism in Eukaryota, Fungi, Ascomycota, Sordariomycetes, Sordariales, Sordariaceae.
UUCAGAUCCGUCACCUCAACUGAGUUCUCGCUCAUCCUCAGGUUUUCAACAACCUUCGCACAUCCUACGUUCCUCUACCUACCUACCUACCUACCUAGGCGCAACACUCAUCGCCAAAAACCCUCGCGCACACACCCAAGUACCUCAGGCAAAUUCCAGUGGAUUCACUCAUCCACAGCCUUUUACCAAGCCACUUCAACCCCACAAUUGAUCUCCCCAUUCAAGCGACUUCACCAACAAUGGGAAAGAGAAGACUUCCCGCUCCCGCAACGCAGUCUGACAGAACACGCGGUGCAUUAUGGCCACAUCUAAGCACACUCAAGCACUUCCGGGGCAAGAGCACCAACAUCACACCCUCUACGUCCUCCCCAUCGUCGACCCCAUCGAAGGCCCCAUCUCCUGGUGCGCAACAGACGCCAGAUGCUCCAAAGCCCAAACUGGAGCCAGCAGGGCGCAUCCGUCUCAGCGAGGCAGACGUCCUGAAUGAUCUCAGGACCCAUAAAGGUUUCGGCAUUCCAUCGAUUGCGCCAGGCCUUAUGGUGACCGAUUUGCCCAAUUUUGACGAUGUUACUCCGUAUGGUGUGACGGAGCAAGUACAGGAAGAACUCUGGGAGUUGGAAGCCAAGAGGCUCGUCAAGGCUGUCACUCAAGAAGAGUCAUUGCUCUUCGAAGGAUCUGAUGAUAUGGCCAUUGAUUCCAAGAAGUCAUAUGCAAUUCUCGCUGUUCUCGCGGACCGGAUGAUGCAAUGCUUGAAUAUUUCAACCUACGAUGGAGAGAGCCUGUUGGCGCAGCAUCACGAAAAACGUUGCGACCGGUCAAAAAUGCAAAAAUGCAAACUGCUUCUGAGCUACUUAACCAAUAUCGAAGACGACGUGACCGAAGCACAAAAGGAUGACAAUGUCAAGGUCAACGAUGAAGACUUCUUCAAGUUCGUUGACUAUUGCACGAGCGUCUCAGUCCGUCUUCUUUGCUCAGCAGUCGACGGACGCUAUUUUCAGGCCAGUAUCCUUGCGCAAAUGGCCAGGUUCUGCACCAAAGUCAAGGUGCUUUCAGCUGAUCUCAAAAAGUACGCCCAAAUUUCCCUCGACAAUGCUGAGGCUGACAGUGAUAUCCCGCUGCCCAGGCAACAGGGCAUGCGUGGGCAUCAAGGCGGACCUGAUCUCUCCGAAGCCGGCAUCCUUAACACCGGUGAUAUUGACCGGUUCAUUUCACGAUUGGAAGCGGGGAACGGGAAUCAAAUGGGGCUUCUGGAAUCGGCGAGCAAGAAGAAGGCUCUUCGUUUUAAGUACUGUGAGAAGUGCGACACGUACCGACUCACCCUAACGAGGGUGCUCGAGCACAUGAUGAUCCACCUGAGAGGAACCAGCCAACUCACGCAAACAUUCCCAACCUCUUACGAGGUUACUCAGAUGAUCUACGAAACUGGGUUCGAGAGGUCACAGACCAUGGUGUUUCAGGACGAGGAAAAUAAUUUUCUCGGAACAUCUGACCCGGUAGUGGUAAAUUACUGCCGGAAUGGUAUUCACCUUCUCAAUCAGACUCUCAAUCAUUUGUUUGGCAACGGCAUGAUUUCAGAGUGUCCGCCUGACCCACCCAGUCCUCAUCCAACAGUGUUGGAUGACAAUUCUUCCGUUGGCACAACAAUAUCAUGGGACUAUUCACCUGACAGAGAUGGGGAUCCUUUGCAAAAAUUUCCUCCCACACCGGCGCAACCUCGACGACUUGCCAAAGUGGAAUCAAUGUCCAACAUCAUAACGAUCAUCGUGCCACUGCUGUUAGCAAAUCCUUCCACUGGUUACUUCAUCCAGAACUUCUUCAGGCUCAUCUCCUUCAACAAUUUUCUCGUUGCACGUUCGGUAUCUACCUCUACCGCCGCCGCCGCCUACCAAACUCUGCAACCACAACCUGCACAGGAAAGCCCGUUCGAGCCCCACAUGUACGGAAAGUACACCGCUUUCUUCUCGCUCACCACCGAGGAGUACCGCUGCAAACAUCAUGAUAGUCCCGCAGAUGCACCCAGGCCUUUGUCCAAAGCUUUGAUGCGCCGCAAGAACCUUCACAGAGGGGACGAAGUUGGCGCCCUUCCCCGCGUGGACAGCAUGGCGCGUGCGACCAACAAUGGAAAAAACAGAAACAAGAAGAAUACCCAACAGCACCCCCCUGUCGAUGAUGGAGACACAUUCCAGCGCCGGAUCGAAGCCCACCAGAGAGAGCUUGACCGCUAUGGGAACAAGAUGAAGUCGUGGGUUGCCGAAGAAAAGGGCAUCAUGGUCCAGUGCAAGGGCUACGUGGCGCUCACAAUGCUUUUCUGUAUCGUGCUUGUCAGUGGUGGCAUCGCCGUUGGUGUCUCGGUUGGUCCCCGGAUCAGUGCCGUGGAUCCCUUCAACAUCACGACGUACUGCUGGGUGCUGGCGGCCUUUAUCGUGCUGGUCGCCAAGAGUGUCAGGGUUCACGAUUGGCCGUGGAAUGACUUUCUACACGGACGGGUCCUCUGCAAGAGUGUCUCUGAGCUAUCCUCGGUUACCGGCAUUGGCGACCAGCUCAUCCUGGCCAAACUGUUGCAGGACGAAUCUCUCUCUCGCUUGGAGACGCGAGGACCAUUCAAUGCAGUGUUCCGCAGGCGAAAAGGCGAAGGGUUUUCGAUUGAUCGACCGAUAAGCAUGUGGACGAUGCUUUUGAGCGGGUUGAUCAUGAUUGAGGUUGAGUCAGUUGGGGGUAAGUCACUGGUCUGUUUGGAUCUUAGGAGGGGCACAGCCAUCGAAAGAAUUAGUAGCAUGGCGGAUUACCAAGAAGACGAGGAAAAGAGGUCGAAGUAUAUCCAUUGCAGAAAUAUCCCGGGCAGGAAGGAGCUGGCUGAUGAAGGCCACAGAGAUCCCAACAAGCUGAUUCUUGACCAUGGGGAUAUCUUGUGGAUCAGAUCGCUGGGUUUCUAUUCCAACAAGGACGCGAUGUUCAUCUAGGACUAUUUGCAAGUUUUUCGCUACCUAAGUCAAAAUCCGUUGGAUACAAUACAACUGAACUUCACACAA